Messenger RNA from Neltuma alba, 657 nucleotides. Its product is annotated as UDP-glycosyltransferase 83A1-like. Lineage: Eukaryota; Viridiplantae; Streptophyta; Magnoliopsida; Fabales; Fabaceae. The record is from RefSeq and is a predicted model, not a curated record. Bases 1 to 657 code for a protein of 218 amino acids. The transcript has 2 exons. Gene Ontology annotation, molecular function: UDP-glycosyltransferase activity.
AUGAGCAACAAAAUUGUGGAAAGCACUGACCGGGUCAUCUGCAACUCAACGCAUGAACUUGAGGCUCCAACAUUGUCUUUUGCUCCGAGGAUUCUUCCUAUAGGUCCACUUCAAGCAAGAAAGAACAACCACAUUGAUCAUUUAGCAAGUUCCCUUUGGCCAGAGGACUCAACUUGCUUAAAUUGGCUAGAUCUACAACGAGAGAAAUCAGUUAUUUAUGUUGCUUUUGGAAGUUUAGCGAAAUUUGACCAUAACCAGUUGCAAGAACUAGCAUUGGGACUUGAGGUAGUUGGUUGGGCUCCUCAGCAAAAGGUUCUAGGUCAUCCUUCAAUUGCUUGUUUCGUUAGCCAUUGUGGUUGGAAUUCUACCAUAGAAGGUGUCAUCAAUGGAGUGCCUUUUUUGUGUUGGCCUUUCUUUGCUGACCAGUUUAUUGAUGAGACCUACAUUUGUGAUAUUUGGAAGGUCGGGUUAAGGCUUGAUCGAAGCAAUGUGAUAGUUAGCCGAGAAGAAAUAGCAACUAAGAUUAAGCAAGUGGUCUAUGAUGAGGGAUUCAGAUUAAGGGCUUUACAACUGAAGGAAAAGGUCAUCAAUAGUGUCAAAGAAGGUGGCAGCUCAUACAAAAAUUUGAACAACUUUGUUAAUUGGAUUAAAGCAUAA